Messenger RNA from Wasmannia auropunctata (little fire ant), 4111 nucleotides. RefSeq names its product peptidyl-prolyl cis-trans isomerase CYP95-like. The record is from RefSeq and is a predicted model, not a curated record. The coding region runs from base 312 to 2900 and encodes 862 amino acids. The transcript has 8 exons. NCBI's taxonomy places the organism in Eukaryota, Metazoa, Arthropoda, Insecta, Hymenoptera, Formicidae.
CGAAAUGCAUCUUCACAGUUCAUGUCCUACAAGCCAUUCGUAUCCCGUAUGUCCACACACGCCAUUUUUAUUUAUAUAUGUAUGGAGUAGCGGAGCGGAUUUUGUGCGACAGAAUUCCCGUAAUAUUCGCGAGUUGGCUGAGAGAUGUGUCGCCUCGCAAUAUGUGUGUGACGCGAGCCAUCGGUGCAUGCAACGCGCGGCAUUUUCGCGAACAUUUGGCGCGUGAACUGUGGGCUAUUCACGCGAGCGCUUGACCGCAGUGAUCUCGCCGUGAUCCCUGCAACGUUCUUCCCAGCACUCUUCUCGAUAAAAUGGACCAUCGCCAAAAGAUGGUUGUGGUUCCUCAACAAUCAAAGAUUAAAGUUGAGGACGACGACGACGAGGAUGUGGAAGCACUGAGAUUAGCUGCGCUUAAGUCGCUCCGAACGAAAGAUGCCACGCAUAGAAGAUCGGCGCUAUCGCAGAAAGUAUUACCGCAAAUAACGCAAUCAUCACGUUUCUCAUAUAAAAAUCAACGGCCUACGAAAAAGAAUUACUAUAAUCAGAACAGGGUGCAACAGAGGCAGAAUGGCAAUGUGUAUUAUCAGAGCCCUCGUAAUCCGAACUUGAUAGCGAUAGUUCCUGUAGAUGAACCUUCUCCACUUCAACAAUUAGCUUGUCCCAUAGAAAAGACUGAGCCAUGUGUAGAAUCGCGUCCUCAAGAAGUAUCAAAAUUCCAUCGUUUUAAAGAUAGCGGGAGCGCAUCUGAGGAUGAAGAUGUAAAGGAGCAAAAGAGCAUUGUGACCUCUAUAAAGACAGAAGUUAUACCAAAAGAGGAAUCCGUUGAGUUUUCAGUAAAGGUAGAAAAUCAGGAGGGAACCGCAGAGAAUCUGGAGAAGAAUGGUGAUAAGGAAGAAGAAGAAUGUAAUGAUGAUGACGACGAUGUACUCUUAAUGGCUGAUCUCGAGGAAGAAGAUAGUUUAGAACGUUUAAUGGACGAGAUGGAGAGAGAAAUGAAUGAUGAAAAUAAGGUAUCCGAAAAAAGAGACAAAAAAUUGCAGAAAGGCGAAGCCAAAAGUACGGCGAAGGGUGAUGAAGGAAGUAAAAACUUAGAUCAGAAAACGAAAUCGGAUGACAACUACGGUAAGAAGGAACGGAAUAACGUUAUUACCUCAUCUCUGACUACAAUUGUCAAGAACGACAGAAGAUCGGUCUCUCCACACGUAACGAACCGAGUUAGCCAAAAGCGCAGAUCGUUAUCCCCGAGAUCACGAUCACGGAAGAAAUCGCCAAGAAGAUCUCCCAGAAGAUCUCCAGUCAGACAAUUGAAAAAGUCUCCGAGAGAGACAUCGACGAGGUAUAGGAUAUCGCCUCCAUUGUCACGAUAUUCCCCUAGAUCUAGAUCACCCAGACUCUCACCACGCAGAUCUCCAAACAGAGUAUCUAUAAAAAGAUCACCGCUCAGAAAAUUAUCGCCGAGAGCCAGAUCGCCUAAACUUUCGUCGCGAUCCAGAUCGCCUCGGCCACACAGAUCGAGGUCACCGAGACGAUCAAAGACUCCAAGACCACGUUCACCGAUAGUAUCACGCUCCAGAACGCCACGAUUAUCGAGAUCGAGAUCGCCAAGGUAUUCACCACCACUUAGAUCUCCUAGAUCCAAAUCGCCUAGAUUGUCACCGAGAAGAGUGUCACCACGUCGAUUACGAUCCAGAUCUAGGUCACCCGGGUUAUCUUCUCCUCGAAGAGAAUCGUCCCGCUUGAGAUCACCUCGACUUUCGCCACGCAGAUCACCGUGGUCGUCUCCAAGACAUUCGCCCCGUCUUUCGCCACGACGGAAGCGAUCCCCGAAGUGGUCACCGAAGGAAUUACCCAGAAAGCACGGUCCACGUUCCAUUACACCAGAUAAUCGAGAUGGAUAUAUAAGAGAAUCAUCUCCAAUUUUUAAAAAUACAGCAACGUUAGAAUUGUCCAAGACAAAAGCAAAGCAGAAAGAUGAGGCAUAUGAAAAACCAACAACGAUGGCGGAAAUAGCGAAGGAAUCUGUCGAUACGAUUAGCGAUCCUGUACUAGAGGCAAGGAGAAAGAAAUUUGAGUCUAUACGGCCUAUCGAUCCUGUAAAUGCCAAUAAAAAGAUUAAAUUAUCAAAAAAACACACCACGAAUACGAAAGUGGAACCUUCAGAAGAAACGGAAAUUCAAUUGAGUGGUGCAAGGAGACCAAAUAAAACUGUGGAGGAGUACGAUAUUCAGGAGAUGGAUUUAUGUUUGGAAGUAGAUUACGAACUUGAAGAGUGUGAAGAAGCAAUGGAAAAUACAUCGCCAAGCGCUUUUACAAGUACUCUAAACACGUGUUUGGAAGCAGAGCAACCAAAAACGGAGAAAGAAAAAUCCAAGAAAAAGAAGAAGCGUGAUAAGGAAUUAUAUCAAGUCGGGAAAUUAAAGAACGAAUUGCCGCUUUCCGAACGUAUUGGAAAGGAUAAGAAGUGUAAAAAGCGUAAAGAUAUAAUCUCCGAACAAGAUAUGGAUGCUAUAUUUGAAGAUAUAACUGUAGACGAUGAAGGAGACUUACGAGCAGAACUUAGCAGAAGACGUGCAGAAAGAUUGAACAGAACAGUACCGAUUCAGUCCGCUAGAUUGGUGCAGUCAGCUUUUAAAUGUGUUGUUAACGAAGCUGUAAAGAAUAAUGCGAAAGCCAAUCAGAGGCAUAUCAUUAAUACUGAUGAAAAAUCUAAUCAAAAGGAAGUUAGGCGAGUUACUGUGCUACACAGAUCCUUAACUGAAUUACAUGAUUCUGAAGACGAAAGUACUUUUGACUCAAAGGUACCUGUGCGUCUCAGAUUGGGACACAAUAAGCAAGUGCAAGAAUCCAGAGAAUCCAAGGUUACUCGAAAAGCAACCAAAAGACAGGGUCGUAAGGAAUAAAAUAAAUACGCGUUCAUCCGAUUGCAUAUUUAUAUGAAGAGAGAAAUGCGGUUCAGCUUACCGCUCAUUAUGUUGUCGGCACAUAGGAAGAUGCGCGGAUUAAUGGCUACGUUAUCUCAUUUGAAACUUAUAACAUAUGAAGCAUCUCCUUUUUUCUUUACAAGUAUAAAAUAAUAUAAUAACAUUAAUAUAUACUUGAGAAUCCAAAUUUUGAUAUUUUACGAUUUAGAUGUACGCGAUUAUUUAUCAUUAUACAUUGCUUAGGAAAAGUUGAUUACGUGUGAUUAUAUUAAAUCAUUUGUUGUGUUGAAGAAUGUGUACAUAAUUUACUUUGGUCGCACACUUAAUAAACAAAAAUCAUUAAUAAUCCCAAAGCUACCUUUUAAAAAACCUAAGCAUAUUUUAUAUGGAAAUAGUAAUAUAUAUAGGUAUAUUUUAAAUGUAUAUAGUGCUUAAUACCGAUUAAAUUUUAUUAAUAAGAAUGUGUAGUAUAGCUGUAAAUUCGAUUAUCGGUAUUGCGGCACCAAAUAUCUUGUACAAAAUAAUCGUAUAAACAAAUGCAACUUGUUAAAAUUUAUUUGCUACGCGACGUAUUUUUAAUGAGAGCAAACUUGUAAAUGUUAAGAGAUUUGGAUCUAUGGUGUUUUAUAAAUCGAUAUUACACUUUGCUGUGUACAUGUGCCCGUGUAUUGCAAUUAAGAAUUUCUUUGCGGUAGUAUAUUUUUAUUAAAUUAACGAAUAAAAUAAUCGUUUUUUUUUUUAAAUAUCUAUUUUGUGCUAGAAUAUACUGCAUUUACAUGAAUGUAGUGUAUUAUUGUUCAAAAUUGUUUAAAAAUUGUGUACACUAAUUUUAUAUGUUUGGCGGCAGAUUACUGUAAAUAUUAUUGUUAUAUAUUUUUUAUUGUAUCUUCUGAGGAAGAUACAAUUAUAUAUUCUCUACUUAAUGUAUUUUACAUAACUGUAUUUAAUGGCCGCAGAAUUAUACGGAUUGCUUUUAAUUAUAUUUCCAUAUUAAUAAUUAGGACAUAAUAUGCAUUACUACAAUAUAUGUAUAGCCAAUAUGCGUGAACCUUUUUGGGUUAUUGUGCAGCUAUGUACAUAAACUCAGUCUACGUCGGAAAUGAUGUUCGUAUAACAAGUUGAAUACCUCAUAGUAUCUAUGAAGGUGUAAAUGCUGCUUUUACGUCAAUAAAAAAAUAAUAUCACAUUUA